UCUACCCUUUUUCCCAUAGAUGAAAUCUCUCUACUUUAGCCGCUUUUUGGCACUUUUACACUGUUUUUUAAGAUUAUUACACAGUUUAAUUAGCUCAUUCAAUGGGUAAAGUAAGAAACACAAUCGGAUAUUUUCUCGACCGCAACUGGGCCUGGGCGUACCAGGAGAUCAUAGCGGAAGCCCUGGUGGUACUCUGGUUCUCCUUGCACAUAACGUUGAAGUUGGGCACGCGUGUUUUUCCGGAAUGGCGGAACACCCGCAUCGAUCCCGACUCUCAGACCGAUUUUGAUAAACUACUGCGCCGGUUUGGAUGGAAAACAAAUGGAUGCGCGUGGGACGAGAUCGCAUCCGAAUGGAUGGUGUCUAGCCGCAAAAGCACCAACCAGAGCGAUACUUUGCCCUUUACGGCGCCUAGCGGUAUCGACAUACGUGGUCAUGUGGGCUAUGUUGGCACUAUCGCUGCUGUCUGCGCCACGGUCCUCCUUAGUAUCUCCGUUGGCUGUUACUUGUUCGCCAACCGAAACUGGCGGUAUCCGGUAUGGACGCAGCAUAUCCACAAAUGUGAGCAGAUCCGGGCUUUCAUCGUCCGUAGAAUGAGCAGAGAUUCAUUGAAAAAGUCGAAACUAGUGAAGGGCUUAUUUAUAAUCGGGUUCCUGGCAUAUCUGGUUAUUGGUACAAUUCUCAUCUUUGCCUGCUUUUUCCUUUGGCUGGCGUUGUGGGCACUGCCGGUUAUUUUGAUGGCCGUCACUGCUGUGUGGUUGAUUGUUCAAGCCGUGGGUCGUGAAGCCGUAGUUCCAUGUUGUGUUCUGUCCAUCUGCCUUUUGAGUAUAUACUGCACCGGGCGAAUUUGGGGAUGGUGGAUGAAGGAUACCUACUUCAGCUGCAUUAACAACACAUUCAGGCGAAUAUUUGCUCUGGGUUUGGUUUUGGAAGCCUCAGCGGUUAAACGUGUCCCGCUCCCAGCGGCAUAUAUCGAAAAUCAAGCCAAAACUCCGAAGGAACAGAAAGAAGAGCGGAAGGUGCUCAAUAUGCCCACUCUGAAUUUCAAGUUGUGUGUGGUAUUUACAUGCUGCUUGGCUGUGACGGCGAAUGUGGAACCAAUCAGUGAUGAAGUUCCCUCGGCUAAUUCAAGCGUCCGUGCCUCGGAGUUCUGGGAACGGUAUGCCUUCGGUUACAAGCGGUGCUAUCCCAAUUCUGGAACGGGCCUAGAGUUCCCCCAAGCAAUGCUAUCACAUUGGAUGGAUAUAGGGUAUCCGCGCUGGAAUACCAGUAAACCUGCCCUGACGUCUCUGUUUGCUUCUACAUUCUCUCCGGAUAUGUACAUCUUUCUCCGUGCGUGGAUCGCUGUACUGUUCCGCAUCUUGUGGGCACCGUACCUUUGUUUGCUGAUCUGGGGUAUUCAGUGGUUGUACAAGCGCUGGCGCGCUCGUCGGAUUCAUAACAGCGUUAUUGAUAAUUUACCAACUGAGGAUAGCCAAGAGCAAUCCGAACAGUCACGGGAAACGGUCGGAGAAGAUUGUCCUACUACGGUAUCCCUCGUCGAUGAUGCACAGCCCGGCGAUACCAGCAUAACUAUCACCAUGGAAAACACGAUAGACGAACCGGCGAACAUCGUUCGGUGUUGCUGCCCAGUGUGGGCUAGUUUAGUGGCUAUCCUGAUAAUUAAUUACCGUCGAUAUCACUGCUGGGCCAAUCUUCCCUAUCCACUGGUGCAACUAUUUGUCCCGGAACCGUUACAACUGUGGGCUUUGCUCUUGUUGCUUACCAUCUAUGGAAUUUGGAUGAUCUGGAAGUUUGUUGUCGAUGUGCGCCAGAUUGGCCAGGAACAACAACCGCUGAUUCCACCGCCCGGUCAAGACGAUCAAAAUCCUUGUUUCAUAUUCAUGCGAUCCUUCGACUGAGAGCAUUCCUGCACCGAGAACGGAACGCUCUGCUGGAGAUAUAUGGUCACCGUGCAAAAUUUAGAACAAAAGAUUAGCUGUUUCGUUUUACCGCAUAUAUAUACCGCACACAAGCUUUUCUCGGUCGAAACCGGUGCCAGCGCACUGAAUGUAUGCCUGUUGCACGCUGUUUAUUGAAUUAUUUAUCAAAUUCUUGGACCGGGAACCGACUAGUUAAUUUGCAAUUCUUUGUCGUAAACUUCUACUCGUACU
Messenger RNA from Paramacrobiotus metropolitanus, 2153 nucleotides. RefSeq lists its product as uncharacterized. The transcript has 5 exons. Bases 102 to 1901 code for a protein of 599 amino acids. The record is from RefSeq and is a predicted model, not a curated record. NCBI's taxonomy places the organism in Eukaryota, Metazoa, Tardigrada, Eutardigrada, Parachela, Macrobiotidae.